Messenger RNA from Candidozyma pseudohaemuli, 771 nucleotides. RefSeq lists its product as uncharacterized. NCBI's taxonomy places the organism in Eukaryota, Fungi, Ascomycota, Pichiomycetes, Serinales, Metschnikowiaceae. The coding region runs from base 1 to 771 and encodes 256 amino acids. The record is from RefSeq and is a predicted model, not a curated record. The transcript has a single exon.
AUGUUGUUCAGACAAAUCGCUCUCUUUUCUGGUGUUUCUGCUGCAGCCUCCGUCACCGGCUGCCAUUUCCACGGCUCCGACUACUUCUGCAACGAUGAAGAUGGAAACCACGGUUUGGUAACCCCGGCUCCAUCCGCCACCGCAGAUGCUCCUUCGUCUUACACUUCGUGUCACUCCCACGGCACUGACACCUUCUGUAUGGUUGGAAGCGACGAGGUCCAGUUUGUCGCAGAAACUGCCACUGGUUCGGAGGCCCUGGGCUCUGCUGCUGCCCACGACCACGACCACGACGACGAUGACCACGACCAUGAUCACGAAGAUGAGGACGACCACGACCACUCCCACGGUUCUAGCUCUGGCGACGACGACGAGAUCACCGGAUGCCACUACCACGGCUCCGACUUGUUCUGUAACGACGCUGACGGAAACCACGGCUCCAUCACCCCAGCUCCUUCUGCCACUGGUGACGCCCAGCUGAGCUACACUGGCUGCCACGCCCACGGCACUGCUACGUUCUGCUUCGACGCUGCUUCUUCCGAGGUUCAAUUCGUGCCUGACUCCAACGGCCACUCCCAUGCUCACGCUGGAAGCAACGUUUCCAACCACUCUAACACUACAACCACCACCGGCACUGGAACCGGCACUGCCACCGGUACUGGUACCGGAACUGCUACUGGCACCGGUGCUACUACCACGUCCGACAAUGGCGCCGUCAAGGCUGGUGCUUUCGGCGCUGCUGGUGCUGCUCUUCUCCUCGCUGGUUUGUUCUAA